This is a messenger RNA of Gadus morhua (Atlantic cod), 2301 nucleotides long. RefSeq names its product neuritin 1a (gene nrn1a). The record is from RefSeq and is a predicted model, not a curated record. NCBI's taxonomy places the organism in Eukaryota, Metazoa, Chordata, Actinopteri, Gadiformes, Gadidae. Bases 338 to 775 code for a protein of 145 amino acids. Gene Ontology annotation, cellular component: plasma membrane. The transcript has 3 exons. Gene Ontology annotation, biological process: neuron projection extension; nervous system development.
UGUGUGUCUGUGUGUGUGUGUGUGUGUGUGUGUGUGUGUGUGUGUGUGUGUGUGUGUGUGUGUGUGUGUGUGUGUGUGUGUGUGCCUGUGAGUGCUCCAUUCGCUGCUCCUCUCAGAGCGGCGCGCGUAAAACACGGCGAUAGGAAGCACGAGACGAGAGCGGAGAGGAGAGGACGGAGACCGAGAGGGGAGAAAAAAGAAUCGAGCAUAAAAUAUUCUGUCGAAUAGCUUUCUUGCGUGGAUGGUUCCGUCGGCGAUGUCUAACCUGGCGUACCUGAGCAGUUUUUUCGGUCCAACUUUUUAAGAUCUGAACGCCAAUGGUUGUACCGCCCGUAGGAUGGGAGUAAUCUGGUCCGUCAAACGUGUGACAGUGUUCCUCGUUAUCCACAUCGUGUAUCUGUUGCAGGUGGUACAGGGCUCCACCACGGGACAAUGUGACACCGUGUUCAAGGGGUUUUCUGACUGUCUGCUGGAGCUGGGGGAGAACAUGGCCAACUACCCUCAGGAGCUGGACGAGAGGCAGAACCUGCAGAAGAUCUGCACUUACUGGGACGACUUCCACUCCUGUGCCACCACAGCGCUGGCGGACUGCCAGGAAGGAGCGACAGACCUUUGGGAGAAACUGAAAAAGCAGUCCCGGAAUCUGGAUUUCCGCGAGAGCCUGUUUGAACUGUGCGCGGGCGGCGGCAACGGAGCCCCGAGAUCCGGCGUCCCGCGCGCGCUCACGCUGAUGCUCACGGCGUGUUCCGCCCUCGUGACUUGGCUCGCGUUCUAGCAGAUGGGACGAACCAAGGAAAACACGAAGAAAAAAAAUAUCAUGAAAACCAGAGAAAAUAAAAAAGAGGAAAUCCCCAUAAAAAAGUAAAAAAUAAAAAGACUGCUAGCUAUUCCUUGACACGAGAACACAUUACCACUGUAAGAAAGAGAAAAAUAGAUUCCGACUCGUCGACCGAAAACCAACCCCUCAAAUGGAUUUGUAAAGAAAAAAAUAAAUAAGACUGGUUGCCUGGUUCAUGAUCCACCGAGAGGACUGGUCCCGGGAGCGGUUAUCCAAUCAGAGCCACCCUGCUGACCUCGUCGGCCCUGACCACAAAUUAUUAACAUCUGGUUCAUUUGAAAUAAUAAUGAUGCAAUUUGGACGGAUUUGUGCCCACUUACCCAACCCUGAACCCACGGUAUAAAAGUAACCCAUUAAUAAUGUACCUGUACAGCCUGGACGACACCGAGCACGAUUAAACGGUUUGCUGUGCCCCAGCCACUAGGCCUACUAAGAUAGCCCGAGUACAGACAGGCACAACCAGGCCAAGUGCCGUCAAAGGGCGGCACUGGGGCCAUCUCAAACACAGCGAGGCUGUACUGCGUCCCAGGGCCCGGGCCUCUGACGCCUGGACGGGCCUUCUGGUUUAUCAACUCUUCAUGCGCCAGACGUCCUCCGUGCAGCCUCGUAGGGUUCAUCACUGGAAUGCUAGUUAGUAGUUAACGAAUAUUUGUAUUUUUCAUAGACGUUUUGUUAUUAUAGGCUGUAGGCCUAAUAGGCUUCCCUAUACGGACCUCUGGAGAAAUCACCGCAUUGCAACUCGAUGAAAGCUGUGUGUGGCCAGAUAAACGACAGACAUUGGUGUGUGUAUAGUGACGUAGCUGAAUGUCUUUUUACUAAGACGAUUGCAAUACAACGAAGUGACCAGGUGUGUGCAGCCUGGAGAGAGAUAGCGCGCCCCGUGGCUGAGGAGCGAAUCACGACUGUUGGCACUUAUUAGGCCUAAACCAAUAGCACAGAGACCCCCUCCUCUCCUUUCCGAGAGGAACCAACGACUCUAGAGGGGCUUAGACGCUACUUGUGUGUACGAAUAAAAGAGAGAGAAAAUAAUAGUUAAUUUGUCCCACCGGUACGGUGGCAGGACGCCUCUCCAGAUCAAGGCCCUGGUGUCCGGAGCACAUUGGGUUCCCAAGGCAAACGUUUUUUUCACGGCCUUCUACAAAAACAAAUCAUGUGUAGGCCUAGGUCUACUUCUGUUUGUUUGUUUGUUCCUUAGAGUUAGUUCGUUUGUUUUAUGGGGAUGUUGCAUAACGAAAAGAAAGCAGACGUAUUCCAAAUCAUCCACGCAAACAAGAGAAUAUGUAUAUUAAAGGAUUUUAAGAAGAUAAAAAAAAGAGCUAUAUUAUAGAUACUCUAUCUCUAGUUUUCAACGCAGAUUGAUAAUUUACAGACUAGGCCUAUGGAAAAUAAUCUGAUUGCUAAAUGAUCAAGAAUAUGAAAUAAAGCUGAUGAUGUUUUAAAAUAAGCAUGUGAUUUUACUACAA